Molecule: messenger RNA, 1047 nt
Organism: Symbiodinium natans
Lineage: Eukaryota; Dinophyceae; Suessiales; Symbiodiniaceae
Source: the annotation of a GenBank genome assembly
AUGGCCGGGCAGCCUGCGAAGCGCGCGCGCGUGGACUCGGGCUACUGCAUCAGCCCUCACCAUGCGGGGGAGCUGCAGCGACACGGGCCGAGGUUCCUGAAGAUGCUUGUCACCAACGCCACCGCGGGCAUCUUGAUCGGAAAGGGCGGGAGUGCCCUCAAGGAUCUCGAAACCAACUCUGGCUGCUGUGUGAAGCUUUCGCCCUCCGGCACCUUCUAUCCUGGGAGCGGAGGCUACCGCGUUGUCGGUGUCUCCGGCCACGAGGACUCGGUGGAACAAGUUCUGGCGAGCGUCCUCGAAGCCUCUUUCGAAGCCGAGCGACACAUUGCGCAGAAGGAGGGCCGCGAGGUCGAAGAUAGGGUCCUGGCCCAAGUUGCCAUGCCUUUCACCUCCUGCGGCCUCGUUAUCGGAAAGAGCGGAGCCAUGCAGAAAGAGAUUGGAGAGAAGACAGGCAUCAUGGUCAAGAUUACGCCGCAGGGCCAGAACGUGGUGCCGAAUGAGAGAAUCGCCACGUUGCAGGGCUCCCUGGGAUCCGUCAUCGCCGCGGCGACGCAGGUCUUCCGGCUCAUACAGUCGGACGCCUCACUCGGCACUCACAUGGAGACACCGGCAGAGGGCGGCUUCGCCCACUUCCAACCGCAGGUCAUUGAGCCGUGGCAGCCCGCACCGCCGCCCAGGGCUGCUGCCACCCCCAGGGCUGUCCCGCCGCCGAGGGGAGACUGGAGCGCCAUGGUCUCACCCCCCGCAGCAGCAAAGCCGUUCAACUCCGGCACGGGAGACUUCGGUGGAGGGACUCCCUGCUCAAUCUUCUUCGAAGUCACGGAUUCCGAGGCGGCACACAUCAUCGGCAAGGCGGGAUCUUACCUGCAAAUGGUGUGCCAAGACACCGGUGCCAAGGUGCAGCUCACCAAGAGAGGCGAGAGAGUUCCUGGGAGCGACAAGCGGAUCGUGACGGUCUCCGGACCGAUCCAGACUGUGCACGCGGCGCAUGGCUUGCUCAUGCAGCGCGCCGCAGAGGUCGUACCUCAGGAGCAGCGCGCCGCAUGA